AUAUGUACACACUUCUAAUCAUAUCAGUGUUUGUUGGUUUUUAUUUCGUCACCUGAAUGAAUAUUAAUUAGAAUCUACUAGUAUAUCAAUUAUUUCUAUUUUAGAACUAAAGAAUGAACUCAUUACAUGGUACAACACCAAUCACAGUACAGUUCCUCUUUCACCACUCACAAAUGAUCCCCAUACCCCUCUAGCUGGGUUCUACAUUAUGCCAAAAAUUGACAUACAGACGAAUCUACCAGGUGGUAGGAAAGAAACAACUAGAGUCAAGUCGUUACAUGACCUGUUUACAUCGGGUAGAAAAGUUCCAAGGGAAAUAUAUUUAUCAGCGGUCGCUGGAUUUGGGAAAACAGCAUUUUCAAAAUAUCUUGCUAUAACAUGGUGUCAAGCUCAUAAAAAGGAUGGAAAUUAUAACCAUUUUAAAAAAGAAGAAUUGGAGGCGAUAUCUGGCUUUGAGUUUUUAUUUCUAGUGCUAUUGCGAGACUCAGAUACAGAAUGUGAUAUUGACAACAUGAUUGAACAACAAAUCAUAAAUAAUCUUCGUUGUAAAUCUGAAAUACCAAAAGCUUUUUUAAAUGACAUUUUACGCAAUGAAAAAUGUCUUGUUAUACUAGAUGGACUUGAUGAAUGGUUUCAUCCUGACAACGAAUGUACAAGACUUCCUAAAAGUAUUCCACAUCGAUAUGCACGUGAAAAGUGUGUAAUCUUGACAACGACCCGGCCAUGGAAGCUUGGAGUCUCAAACUUAAAUACAAGUCAAAUGGACAAAACAGUAGAGCUAGUUGAACUAAAUGCAGAUGAUACAAGGCAGUUUAAGCUUAACACUAUGAAAAUAUUGAUAGGCAACAUUGAAGAUGAUAAACUGACAAAUGAACUGUGUAGAUUUGAAGAAGAAAUCAGUAAUCAUGACAUUGACGAUAUGGAAUCUACCCCUCUUCUGUUACUCUAUCUUAUAUGUUUAUGGAUUGCAAAAAUCCCAAUAGGAAAUUCCGCAGUAGAAUUAUAUACAGGCAUUAUUCAGCUCCUUCUAUCUAGAACAGAAAAGUUACAUGGAAAGUUUCAUUCAUCGUGUGAAACAUCCCCUAGUAAUGUUCCUGAAUGUUUCAGAAAACAUCAACAUUUCUGUCGUUACUACACGUUUCUGAAGACCAUUGGGAAACUAGCUUUUAAUACAUUGUUCAGUAAGAAAAAGGAGCACACAUUAGUUUUUGAUGAAAAUGUUGCAAAAAAAUAUCUUAAAAACCAAGAAGAUUUGAAAGCAAGCUUUCUAUCAGGAAUAUUAUCAGAAAGUAAAGUAAAAACAUUAAUAAAUGAAAGUUCUAAAAUCUCAUUUUCACAUAAAACAGUGCAGGAAUACUUUUCAGCAAUAUUUAUUAGUUUUCAAAAUACAAGUGAAGUUCAAAAAAUCAUUUUUGAAGAGUGCAACUGUUUACAAAAUAUUCUAGACAUGUCAAAAGUGUUUGUCUUUAUAAGUUACAUGAACCCUAAAUUAAUGUCUACGAUAUCAAGUGAUUUGAUGCCUGUGAUAAACAAUGAUGAAAAAACAAGCAAAUACAGAACUUUGACAGAUUAUGAAGACAUGUACAUUGAUCCAUUACAAGACAUACAAGACAUGUACAUUUCUUGUGCCAAAGAAAGCCAGGAAAACAAAGACCUCAAAUUGUGUUUACAGGAUUUCUUCAUUAAUGAAAAAUGUAAACAAGAAAACUACUUCAAACAAUUACAACAUCUUAGUCAACACAAUAAAGAAAACAUAAAAUCAAUAAUGAUAGAAAAUGAAGAUAUUUGUAGUCUACAAGAAAUAAUCAAUUUGUUUACACUUUCUGGCCUUCCCCAUAUAGAGAAAUUAUACUAUCAUGGUGAAAUUGUAGAAAAGGAAAUAAUGAGCUUGUUAUUGAACCCUUUAAAAUGUUUAACUGUGAGAUCAAAUACAUGGGAAAAUCAUGAAUUUGUAGGAGAACCUUGCCUGCUGUCUGCAGAGAUAAAUGGACGACUGGUAAAAUUACAACACCUGGAGUGUUUACAUAUAAGCUGUUUCACUAUGACCCACGAGGUAAUGGAGACAUUGUUAAAUUUCCUCACUAGUAAAAAAUCAAUGAAAGAAAUAACAUUGGACAGUUUAUACUGUAGUGAUCACACGAAUACUUCAUGUAGGGGAUUCAACCUUGACCUGUCUCAACAUUCACAACUAAGAUGUUUAGGAUUGCACCGGAUACCUGUGUCACAAGUAAAUAUGGAUGUAUCAUUGUUAGAGAAAUGUGAGGUAGGUAAUUUAUAUAAACCUGGUGUUGUGUCAUCUUAUCUCAGUCAACUACCAGCAGCCAGAAAACUACAAUCAUUUAGGUGUAUUCGUCUAGAAUCUUCCAGUGACAUAAAAACAAUGUUACAAACAUUAUCAUUGUUAUAUCACGUGAAAGAUGUUUUGUUGUAUGAUAUCAAUCUAGGUAAAAGAUCAUUAACACUGUCACCUCAAAUGAUCAAUAUUGAACGUGUUGACUUUUUGUAUAUAACAAUGUCUUGUUCAGUGUUAUAUGAUCUCAUUACUGUUAUAAACAAACUACCACAUACAGUGGCAGUAGGUAUGGUAGGUUGUGAUAUAAAACCAGAAACAGAAUUUGAAAACUUUAAAACAUUUAUAAAACAAUCAGACAAUUUUGUGGUCACCAUUGAUGGCACCGGGAAGUCUGGAGAGUACCUGUUUGAGUUUAAAACAACAACAAGUACUGAGUAACCUUACAUGUACUUGGGAGAAACAAUUUAUAAAUAGAUUAUGAGACAAGUGACAGGUGAAAUAGACAUCAUUUUUUUUAUUUUGAGUCUGAGAUUUAAUCAAUACUUUGCUGUUCAUAACAAUGUGAUGUGAAUGGAAACUGAGGAUUUUCUUACUGGGAUAACAAAUGUGGAUUAAUUUUAGAUGUAUUUUACCCAACAUUAUGUGUAUUCCUUCUCCCAAGAAAUGGACAGAUUCACAAGAGACUUCAAUUAAUCAAAGAACUGACAUUCAUGUGAAAUUUUCUGUAAUUGUGAUAUGAACAAAAUCAUAGACUACAAAAUGGGUCCUAAACUAACAUAAUGUGUCACAUCGGAAUCAUGAACAGUACAUGUAUGGAGAAAUUUUGCAUGUAUACAAAUACUUAAGUCACCUAGUGUAAUGACGUCCAGCAACUGUUUGAAUAUACUGGUAUUUAUAAAAUAUAUAACAGUUGAUAUUAACAUUACUCUUCCAAACUUAGGACUCCAGCUAUUUAUGAGAUGAUUAGUUAAUAGUUAAACUAAAUGAGUACCUGACACUUAGUUAUUACCAGAAAGUUGCAGUCAUUGUAUUGUUUAAAACAUGGAUAUACAACUCAGACAAUUCCAAGCAUGAAAAUAACCUACUCGUGCAAUUUUGCGUUAUAUUAACUCUCGGGAAAAUUUAUUUAAUGAAUGUAUACAUAUUUAUUUGUAUAGAAUUUUUACUGUAUAGUCAUAAUGUGCAAAUUUUAUAAUCAUGUAUAAUAUGUAAAUAUACAUUUAUGUAAAAUAUAACUGCUAGCCAAUAUUUGUACAAAAACUAUUUUUAAGUUAGAUUGUUAAAAAAAAAACAUUUUGCCCUUGACCAAGUGUAUGUAGUGAGUUAAUGAGUACGUUUUAUUUUUAAAAAAUAUACAGUCAUUUCAGCUCAAAUUGACAAUGAAAAAUAUUAUGUCACUGUCACUGAAAAAAAUGUACAUGAAUGUCCACUUAAUGUGAUAAAUUAUAUUUUU
Ruditapes philippinarum (Manila clam) is the source of this 3746-nucleotide messenger RNA. RefSeq lists its product as uncharacterized. The record is from RefSeq and is a predicted model, not a curated record. The transcript has 2 exons. NCBI's taxonomy places the organism in Eukaryota, Metazoa, Mollusca, Bivalvia, Venerida, Veneridae. The coding region runs from base 209 to 2731 and encodes 840 amino acids.